GUCAGGGCACCAAGAUGGCGGCGCGCGCAGCGUGUGUGGCUAUGUGCCGGUGCCUGCAGCAGGGAUUGGGGAAUUCAUCUAUAAAUGGUUCUAAGUGCAGUACAACCAGAACUGGCGGCCUCCCUCUCAGUGCCAGUAUGAAGUGGGUACCAUUGUCAAAGCUGCACGUGGAUGUCCCAAAGGAUCUGACCAGACCUACGAUAACCACUUCCGAUGAGCCAGACACAUUAUACAAACGCCUGUCUGUUUUAGUGAAGGCCCAUGACAAGGCUGUGUUAGACAGUUAUGAGUAUUUUGCUGUGCUUGCUGCUAAAGAACUUGGCAUUUCUGUUAAAGUACACGAACCGCCGAGGAAAAUAGAGCGCUUCACUCUCCUCAAGUCAGUGCACAUCUUCAAGAAGCACAGAGUCCAGUACGAGAUGAGGACGCUCUACAGAUGUUUGGAGUUAAAACAUUUGACUGGAUGCACAGCCAGUGUCUACCUGGAGUAUAUCCAGCGGAACCUACCUGAAGGGGUGGCCAUGGAAGUAACAAAGACAGAGAUACAGCAGUUACCAGAGCACAUCAAGGAGCCAAUGUGGGAAACAGUUCCCGAGGAGAAAGAAGAACGCAAGUCGUAAGCCUCGGGACAGCGGCAGUGCCGAGCUGAUGUGUCCCGUGGAGAGCGAGCGCCCCAGCCAAGGGGCAUCAGGCCGCCUGCCCUUGCUCUGCUGGGGCCUCCCACCUGGGCAGCCGAGCAGGAGCAGGCUGGUUUCAGGGAAGAACCACUGUAUCUGUUCUUUAUACCAGACUAUGCUUGUGUUCCGAUUCGAACAAACAUUAGCACACUUCUGUAUAAUCUGAAACGAAAGAACCAGAUUUAAACACUUGUGUAGCACCACUCACGUCUUGUUAGCUUGUGCUCAUUUUAUUUUUAUUUAUUUAUCUAGCCAUUCAUUCAUUUUAUUUUUCUGGAACUCACAGAGAUCUACCUGCCUCUGCCUCCCAAAUGCUGGAUUAAAAGUGUGUC
Molecule: messenger RNA, 1009 nt
Organism: Grammomys surdaster
Lineage: Eukaryota; Metazoa; Chordata; Mammalia; Rodentia; Muridae
Gene: Mrps10
Product: mitochondrial ribosomal protein S10
Exons: 7
Coding region: 15-620 (201 amino acids)
Cellular component (GO): mitochondrion; mitochondrial small ribosomal subunit
Source: RefSeq, a predicted model, not a curated record